AUCAUUGUAAAGCAGUUUGUUAUUGUAAAUACUCGUUUGUGAUGUGAAUUAAUGAUAAUCUAAUUAAUAUCAGAAGCUACUAAUUUGACCUUGUAAGAAAUGCUAUUGAAUUUCAGUGCAGAAUUUCUCAAUAAAAUCGGACUUUUGCCGUUUGAUGUCUCGCAAGAUCGUUAGUUUUGUUUACAUCCAUCUUAUGGUAACUAAACAGUCUGAUUUAGUAUAAUUUUUACUCUUCUCGGAAAUCUUUGCAUUUUAAUAUGCAGUCUGAGGAAUCAGAUUCAAGUUCAUCUUCAACUGUCGACAUUCCUGAUAAUAUCAAAUCGCCACAAAUCUCUGCUAAAUGGCGUCAACAUACUUAUUGUCACAUUGCUAGCUUAAUGCGCCAUAAACCAUAUGCUCAACGAAUUCGCAAAAGAAGAAAGCCUGUGUUAAUUAAAAGUCAGGCCAACAGGCAGAGAUAUCUUCAAUACAAUCACCCGAUGCCAGUUCCCAGUGAAUCGAAUAAUACCACUUCCAAAUUAGGCUCUUCUGAAAAGAGUAAUUCUCAAAAUACAUCGUUCAAACAGAGAGAAAUUACUACCAUUUAUGAAGAAGUGUAUCAGUGUUCUAAAGCAUAUCAUAAUCGCAUUUCAAAGCCUAGGGGAUUUCAAGAAAAAGUUGCAUCUUUGAAAGUUAUUGUUAGUAGACUACAAAAAAUGUGCCUUGAAAAACCUGAAGUGCUUCAAAAUACUAUUCCAGAUGAAACAAUAAAACGCUUCAAAGCAAUUCACAUUAAGUAAAAGAUAAAAUUCACUUUUUUAGAUCUGUUUGUCGAGCAAUUAUGUUACAUCUUUCCACUGCCAUCAAUAUAUUAGUGAUGACUGAUACAUUCCACAUUGUUCUUUUUUAUAUUCUUUACAUUACUGUAAUAAUGACUGUGAAGUAACUGUUGGAAACUUUUCGUUACGUUUUGUAAUGUGCUUAAAAGUGUAUCAAUUAAAUAAAGUGCAUUCUAUCUUUCAAACAACUGAAUAAAAUGGUUGACUGUAGAAAUUAAAACUUGUUUCAUAUAUUCUAUUAGCACUAGAUAUUAUAUGAUAUUUUUACAACAUUGUUUGAUAUUCUGAAUAUCAUACAAUGUUUUCAAGAUAUCAUACUAUCACCACUGGGAAUUUCAUGUUAAUGGAGUGUGCUUCAAAUAUUAAUUUAAAGAUUUUUGCUCCUCUCUCUUUUUAUAGCUUAAAAAUUCUCAAUACAAGAUUUUGUCUGAAUACAUUGCAGCUACUUUUCUCUAUGUAGAUUUCAUUUAUGAUUCUUAAAAUAAAUUAAUGUGCAAUAUGCUUAUCUAUAUUUUUUAUGAGAGCAUUGUUAAUUAGUAGAAAAAUAGUUCUUAGUAUAUUUGUGAUGAUUUUUUUUUUCAAUUAUUGAAUGAAUUAAUCUCUAAGCAAUAAUUAUUUUAUUCUGAUAGUACUAUGUUUCAAAUU
Molecule: messenger RNA, 1463 nt
Organism: Argiope bruennichi
Lineage: Eukaryota; Metazoa; Arthropoda; Arachnida; Araneae; Araneidae
Exons: 2
Coding region: 258-779 (173 amino acids)
Source: RefSeq, a predicted model, not a curated record